AUGGAUUUUAGUGAUGAACAAGUCAAAUUUGACUCUGCUUAUUGUAUAUUUAACAGCCGCAAUUUUGAUUGUGAUGAACAUUUGUGUUCGAAACGUCAAUGGUCUUGUGGAGAUGGUCAAUGCAUAGCUGAUUGGAAUCGUUUUAUUUUUCAAACAUUUAUACCGAAAUCAAAUGAGUGCUAUAACUAUCGUGACUAUAAUUUCUUGUGCGAACUAAAACAUUUAUGGACCACGCCAUCCGGUUUAUGUUACCCAUUCUGGAUUGAAUUCGAUUUAGAUAUGAAUGGAGAUCGUGAUGAAUAUUGUCAAUAUUUAUUAAAAUGUGCUCUUUCUGGUGGUAAAGAAUUACAAUGUCCAUGUGGCAGCGCUGUUGCAGAAAAUAAUGAUCAAUAUAAUUGCUCGAUAAUAAUGAAAGAACUCAUGUGCAGCAACAAAAGUUUGUUAUUUCCAUUGAAAAGUGGUGUUAUUAAGCCGUAUAUGCAAUUUUAUUAUAAUAUCGAUCAUCAUAAUUGGUUGACAAAUCAAGAUCCAGAUAAAAUUAUAUUCAAUGGCUAUAUUAAAUGUCGCGGUUAUCAAGCAAGAGGAAAAAUGUUAGAAUUCGAUUAUAAUGAGAAUUUUAUUUUUCAUUCUCAAUUUGAUUUUUUAUUUUGUAAUUCAUCUAAUGUUGAGAAAGUAUACUCUGGGCCAUUUUAUGAUGAAUAUUGUUGGACAAAAGACUCCAAAACAUUUCAAAAUAAAUCAUAUCAUUUCAGUGAUAUAUGUAAACGAACAUCUAAAUACUGUAUAUCCGAUUAUCGUUUACUUGAUGGUUAUGAUGAUUGCGGUGGAGUUCAAUCGGAAGAUGAGCUUUUUAAUCCUUUUUAUUCAACAAAUAAUAGCUGUCUCAAUCAACAAAAAUAUCGUUUUACAUGUUCUCAUGAACAACAGCCAACAUGUUUACUUGUUGAACUAUUAGGUAAUCAAGUUAUUGAUUGUUUAAAUGGAUACGAUGAAUUUUUAUUUGGUCAUGAGAUGUCUUUAUUGAAUAUAAAAUGUCAACAGACAUCGAAACGAGAAGGUUGUCAAUUAUUACGACAAUAUAUCAAAUAUUCAUGGAUAAAAAAUCAGUCAGCGUUCAAAGAUAUAAUGAGUUUAACAGCAACAUUAACAUAUCAAUCAACAUCAUCAGCAUUCAGUCGCCUUACACCAUUUCAUCAUUAUUGUGAUACUUUUUGGGAUAUAUCAUCUAAAAAUGAUGAAAAUCUUUUACUCUGUCAAAAAUAUUGGGUUUGUUCGAAAAACCAAUAUCGAUGUUUAACGGGACAAUGUAUACCGCAAGAAUGGUUAUGUGAUGGUAAAUAA
Molecule: messenger RNA, 1341 nt
Organism: Rotaria sp. Silwood2
Lineage: Eukaryota; Metazoa; Rotifera; Eurotatoria; Philodinida; Philodinidae
Source: the annotation of a GenBank genome assembly